Macrosteles quadrilineatus (aster leafhopper) is the source of this 1629-nucleotide messenger RNA. Its product is annotated as cytochrome b-c1 complex subunit 2, mitochondrial-like. The record is from RefSeq and is a predicted model, not a curated record. Lineage: Eukaryota; Metazoa; Arthropoda; Insecta; Hemiptera; Cicadellidae. Gene Ontology annotation, molecular function: metal ion binding. Gene Ontology annotation, cellular component: mitochondrion. Bases 81 to 1400 code for a protein of 439 amino acids. The transcript is spliced from 9 exons.
CCACCUCUCUUCUCUUACAUUUCUUUCUGCUAUUUGCAUCUUUAGGGUAAUUUCAGAGGUCAAGUUUUAAUAUCUUGGAAAUGGCAUCAAACGUUACGAAAACCCCAAUUUUGCGAGCGAUAUCGAAACGGAACUAUGCAUCAGCUGCAACACUGGCCCAGGCUUGUGCUGAUGUGCACGUCAAGGUUCUACCCAACAAAAUUGUCAUUGCCUCUGCAGACAGUGCAAUCCCAAUUAGCCGAGUCUCUGUUCUUUUUAAGGCAGGCUCCCGGUACGAGUCUGCAGACCAUCUUGGUGUGAGCAACGUGCUAAGGUCCUCUGCAGGGCUGUCCACCUCAGGCGCCUCCGCCUUCGGUAUUGUCCGCAACCUGCAGCAGAUCGGAGCUAGCCUCAGUGUUACGUCUGAUCGAGAAGGCAUUGCUUACACAUUGGAAGCUACUCCUGAUAAGAUCGAGGAAGGGCUACAGUACCUGGUGGACAUUGCCUCCAAGCAGGUGUUCAAGCCUUGGGAACUCAGUGAUCAGAUUCCCCGCAUCAAGUACGAACUGGCAACUACCCCUCCUCAGGCUAGAAUUUUAGAUCUAGUGAACAAAGCGGCUUACAGAACUGGUCUUGGGAACUCCAUCUUUGUGAAGGAACACGCCAUUGGAAAAAUAAACUCUGAAACUCUGCAGUACUUUGUACGCCAGACGUUCACUGCCCCUCGCGCCGCUGUGGUGGGUGUGGGUGUCUCAUCAGACCACCUAGCGCAGCUGGCUUCAUCGCUGGAACUGUCUAGUGGCGCCGGCCCCGAAGCCCCUGCUAAGUACUACGGAGGCGAGGAGAGGCUUGAGGUGCCGUCUCCUCACGUGCACAUCGCCCUGGCUGCCGAAUCUGCUGGGUUGCAGUCCAAGGAAGCUCUGGCUUUCGCAGUGUUGCGCCAUGCUCUGGGGGCCGGUUCAGCUAUCAAGUACGGCAUCGGCGCUGGACCCCUGGGCAAGGUGACGGCUGACUCCAAGGAGCUGCUGGGCGCCUCCGCUUUCAGCUCAGCCUACUCCGAUUCCGGACUGUUUGGAGUUGUCCUCACCACCACUCCCAGCAACGCCAAGGCAGCUGCUGAGAAAGUAGCCAAGGUGCUGCAUGGACCAGUGAGUGAUGCUGAUGUGGCCCGAGGCAAGGCUGUAGUCAAGGGACUGCUACUGCAGGGUUAUGAGAAUGGAGAGGCUGUAGUACAGGACAUUGGCAGCCAGGCUCUACUGCUGGGCAGCGUACUGGCCGCACCACAGAUAGCAGCUGCUGUAGACGCCCUCUCCACAGCUGACGUUCAGAAUGCUGCUAAGAAGAUCGCAUCAGGAAAGAAGUCGCUAGCAGUUUAUGGAAACAUUUCCUCAGCUCCUUACUUCGAUGAAAUCGCCAAGUAAAAAUUUACUUAAUGGUCAGAAUUGUAGUAGAGUACUCCAACCCAACUUUACCAAAUCAACCAUCUUUGUUUUAAGGCUUAUUUCCACCAUUCAUAAAAUCUGCAUUAUUUUAUGUGCAUUAUUUGAUGUAACUGUUUCAUUUAUUGUAUUUGUAUAAAAAUAUGUGCUGUAUAGAAUAUAUAACAAUAAGGGUUUUAAAAAUCUGUUAAAAUAAAUUAUUAAAACUUGA